CACGGAAAGAAAAAUUAUUUUCAAAUGUUAACAGUGCGAACAUCUAUUUCAACUUAGCCCGCAUCAUUAUUUUAGGGUGUAAGAAUUUAGAGAAAUGUAUGUGUAAAUUAUUUUAGAGGAUUAUUUUGUUAAUUUAAUAUUGUUGUGAUGAACACACAAUAAUUUUUACACAAGCCUAUCCUGGCCACAGAUACGUCGGUUGCACUCUCACUCCGCCUUACAUAAUGGCUAUUGCAAAGUUACAUAUAUUAUUGUUUUGGUCGGGGCGGUGAGAAUGACAUGAGUAUAACCUAUAGCAUACAUGUCACGGGUAUACACAAGCGUAUAAUGGGAGACCAAUCAAUAUCCACACAAUCCAUUGUGCUACUCGAUCUAUUUAAAGCUACAACUGAUAAACAAAGUGAUUCAGAUCAAAACUGUCCUGAUCAAAGUUCGCAUCUGGGUCACAGGAAAUCUGGUGUGGUGUUGCAUUUCUAUUUCAUUUCUGUGUUGCAAAACCUCAGUACGCGAACUGCUAUAUCAUAAGGUGGGUUUGUCUCUUGACAAUACAAGUGCAGAUUUUGGUGCAUUGGACAAUGGAAGAUUGGUCAUCCGUUUUGUUUGUCUUGAUUACGGUGUUCAUACUGGUUAUAACGUUUUGGCUUCUGGACCGUAUGUUUAUUGACAUUACGGGCAAAUAUGUCCUAAUUACUGGAUGCGACAGCGGUUUCGGAAAUUUACUCGCUCGCCGUCUUGACAACCGUCGAGGAUGUCACGUGAUUGCUGCUUGCUUAACUGAAGCUGGAAUGAGAGACCUUGGUAGUGUUACGUCAUCAAUGGUCACCACCAUCCUUAUGGACAUUGGAAGCAACGAAAGUAUUCUCAGUGCACAUGAUCAUGUUUUGAGUAUUAUACCUAGGGGAAAAGGUCUAUGGGGAUUAGUCAACAACGCCGGGAUCAUAUCUGCGAUGGGUCUCCCCCACUGGCACUCAAGACAGGAAGUCAGUCACGUGAUGGAGGUCAACCUCCUUGGCACUAUUGACGUCACCAAUACUUUCUUCCCGUUGGUCAGGGAGGCCAAGGGACGCGUGGUCAAUGUGUCCAGCGGGUUGGCGCUGUUUCCUACCGCCGGGAGCUAUUACGCUGUGUCCAAGGCCGGUGUUGAGGCCUAUUCGGAUUUUAUAAGGACAUCCAUGCAACUUUCUGGUGUUUCAGUGCACAUUAUAGAGCCUGGUUCGUGUAAAACGUCAUUCUUGAACCUGCAAACAACCAAAGACUCACUGAGAAGGCUCUGGAACAGGCUUCCCUUGGAGGAGCGCCAGGAUUUUGGGGGCGAGAUGGCCUAUAAAACACAAGGCUUGUUGGUGCUCGUAUGCGCUGCGGCUGCAGUAUUUGCAUGUCGGGUACUAGACCGCAUCCGUGUCGACAUCGGAGGCAAGCAUGUCUCCAUCACAGGCUGUGAAUCUGGAUUCGGCAACCUGUUCGCCCGCAACCUGGAUCGACGCUGGGGUACGUGAUCGAAGCUUGCCUUACAGAAGAGGGUGCGGUCAAGCUUAAACGUGUGACGUCAUCGAGGUAUACCACAUUGCAAUUUAGCUCCAUAAAUGUGGCCAAUUUACUGGACUACGAUCCGUUAAUAAAGGCCACACUUGGAACAUGGACUCGAAAAUGUAGAACUUUGUCAAAUUUGGAUGUAUUUUGAUGUUCACUUUUGGACUAUAUUUGUAGUUUAUUUACACUUAGAAGCAUACUCACCCUCUUUAUAGCCGUAGAAAAGUUUUUUAAACGUCUGUUUUUCGUGCAGUGAUUCCAUGGAAACUACUGAUUUAUUUACUUAAAUGGCUAACAAAACCUACGGAGAAAGUGCACAACCCCAGUUUUGGUGCAAAUGUCGAAGUCUCAUCUUGUCAAUCGAUUUCACCAAUAUCGUUACUUUUAAUUUUCGUAAUGUUUUCUGUCGCUCGAGGGCGCUUUUGUAAUGUACCAUGCAGAGCCGUUUACAGAGAGAGUUGCAACAACUUCAGACUGUUGAACCAUAAUGGCCGUUCAUUAUCUGUACAAUGCAGCGUGCAACUAUUGUGUACGAAUUCCAUAUGUGCACUGAUGCAUAAUCCGCCAUUUUGGUUCCAAACAGUGUGACCCUUAUAUGUGUCGCAACUCUCUCUAUAUACGGCUCUGGUACCAUGACUCGACAAUCUUGUUUUUCUGUAUAUUUUUUUCUGUUUAUUUCUUUUUCUAUAAAAUGUGUAUAUUGUUAUAAUCAUUGGAUCGAACACGUCGCAAAAAAAAUGAUGCACAAAUCAAGGUUAAUGCAUUUGUCAAGGAACUUACCAUGUCAACCAUAUCAAUCAAAGCAAUGUACAACACUACUUAGUUCGGAAUUCAUUUCAGUAUUUGAAAUUUGAUAUUGACAUAGGUUUGUAUAAUUCCAAAUGUGAGUAUCGUUUAUUUGAUAUUGGAUCAAAUGUUUGAUCAUCGAAUAUGAACUUUUCAUAUUCCAAUACACUUUGCGAAUGUCAGUGCUUUCAUCUUCAGAAAUACUUUGAACAUCAACGUGAGCGCAGUCGUCUUCCCAUUGUUUUGUACAAACGUGUUUUCGUAUUUCCGUAGACACUCCGGCGAAAAUAAUUUAGUUUGAUGUUUUAUAAUUGAUAGUCGAUAGCCUCUGAUGCCAUUUGCCACCACCCGAUGAUUGUUUUUUUUUUAGGAAAAUUGUUUUUGGCCGAAAAACUGACAUAAUUAUAUGGGAAUUGGUUUUGGAAAAGUUUUGAAACAUUUAAAUUUAUAAUGAGGCCUACAUGUUGCGACACGAUUAUUCGGAUAAACAUCGCUUCCGGGACGGGAAGCGUUCCACUAUGUUUUACAUUGUUCACUUGAUCUUUGCAUCAGUAACUGGCUAACCCGAUCCCAGUCCUAUCGUUCUCUUGACAUCAGUCCAUGUGGUCUGAAUUGGGCCUUUUUGGGGUGAUAAUUACAGACGAAAGAAUAAAUCCAGACUAAACUCUGACUAAUAAUGUGACGUGGACAACCUUUACUUGGUUGACCUUCGAUAGAGUUAGUAUAGAUACACGAGAAUCGAUAUUGAUUUUUAGACAAAACCCUGUCCAUCACGUCUAAACCACACGCUGUACGCUUUUGUAUCAAGUCCACUGUUUUUAU
Messenger RNA from Patiria miniata (bat star), 3138 nucleotides. RefSeq names its product retinol dehydrogenase 7-like. The transcript is spliced from 4 exons. Lineage: Eukaryota; Metazoa; Echinodermata; Asteroidea; Valvatida; Asterinidae. Bases 576 to 1496 code for a protein of 306 amino acids. The record is from RefSeq and is a predicted model, not a curated record. Gene Ontology annotation, molecular function: oxidoreductase activity.